AUGUCAUUUGAGUUUAAUGUAGCUGUUNCAAAUCUGCACAGAAUAGCUCCGAGUACAUUUCUCUAUUUCCAGCCAUUUUGCGAUGGUACUCACAGGAAGGAUGGCCUAACAGAUGUGCGUCCUGUUAAAUUCCAGGUUGAAAAAAGUGGCGAAUAUUAUUUGUGCAACUGCAAACAAACAGCAACCCGUCCAAUUUGUGACAGAGCCCACAAGGAGGUAAGCGGUGCUCCAAAGGAUCUCCAUGCUACCCAAUUCGUGAUGUUUGGUGACAACUCGCCUGUGUACGAUGGUAAGAUGCUAGUGUUCUGCCCUUUUUGUGGAUCAAUGCUACAAAUAGAGGAAGGUGAUACAUGUAUGCAGUUCUCCUGUCCAUCUUGUCCAUAUAUCUGUCCAGUAACGAAAAAGAUUAGUAGUCGUAUCUAUCCUAAACUCAAAGAUGUUGAAGAAGUUCUAGGAGGACCUUCUGUAUGGGAUAAUGCACAGGUAAGGUUAUCACGAAUUUUGAAGCUCUUUUAUACUUGA
Molecule: messenger RNA, 522 nt
Organism: Haemonchus placei
Lineage: Eukaryota; Metazoa; Nematoda; Chromadorea; Rhabditida; Trichostrongylidae
Source: the annotation of a GenBank genome assembly